AUGGGGCCGGGGGCCCGAGGUCUCCUUCGCCGCCGUCGCCCGAUGGCCCUGCCGCGGUCACCACCGCCCAUGGGGGCGCUGCCCCUGCUGCUGUUGCUGGCGGGGCCGGGGGCUGCAGCUCCUCCUUGCCUGGACGGAAGCCCGUGUGCCAAUGGAGGACGUUGUACCCAGCUGCCUUCCGGGGAGGCUGCCUGCCUGUGCCGCCCAGGCUGGGUGGGUGAGUGGUGUCAGCUGGAAGACCCUUGCCACUCGGGCCCCUGCGCUAACCGCGGUGUGUGCCAGAGUUCAGUGGUGGCGGGCACUGCCCGCUUCUCCUGCCGCUGCACUCGUGGCUUCCGAGGCCCGGACUGCUCCCUGCCGGACCCCUGUCUCAGCAACCCCUGUGCCCACGGUGCCCGCUGCUCCGUGGGGUCCGACGGCCGCUUCGUGUGCUCCUGCCCGCCCGGCUACCAGGGCCGCAGCUGCCGGAGCGACGUGGAUGAAUGCCGGAUGGGUGGCCCCUGCCGCCACGGUGGCACCUGCCUCAACACCCCCGGCUCCUUCCGCUGCCAGUGCCAGGCAGGCUACACGGGGCCUCUGUGUGAGAGCCCCACCCUUCCCUGUGCCCCCUCGCCCUGCCGUAACGGUGGCACCUGCAGGCAGAGUAGCGAUGUCAUCUAUGACUGUGCCUGUCUUCCUGGGUUUGAGGGCCAGAACUGUGAAGUGAACGUGGACGACUGCCCAGGGCACAGAUGUCUCAAUGGGGGGACAUGUGUGGAUGGUGUCAACACGUACAACUGCCAGUGCCCACCCGAGUGGACAGGCCAGUUCUGCACGGAGGACGUGGAUGAGUGUCAGCUACAGCCCAACGCCUGCCACAACGGGGGCACCUGCUUCAACACCCUGGGGGGCCACAGCUGCGUGUGCGUCAACGGCUGGACGGGCGAGAGCUGCAACCAGAAUAUCGAUGACUGCGCCACGGCUGUGUGCUUCCACGGGGCCACGUGCCAUGACCGGGUGGCCUCGUUCUACUGUGCCUGUCCGAUGGGCAAGACUGGUCUCCUGUGCCACUUGGACGAUGCCUGUGUGAGCAACCCCUGUCAUGAGGGUGCCAUCUGUGACACCAACCCGGUGAAUGGUCGGGCCAUCUGCACCUGUCCCCCCGGCUUCACUGGAGGGGCCUGUGACCAGGACGUGGACGAAUGCUCUAUUGGCGCAAACCCCUGCGAACAUCUGGGGCGCUGCGUGAACACGCAGGGCUCCUUCCUGUGCCAGUGUGGCCGUGGAUACACCGGACCUCGCUGUGAGACGGACGUCAACGAGUGUCUGUCCGGGCCUUGCCGCAACCAGGCCACGUGCCUUGACCGCAUAGGCCAGUUCACCUGCAUCUGCAUGGCUGGCUUCACAGGAACCUACUGUGAAGUGGACAUGGACGAGUGCCAGAGCAGUCCCUGUGUCAAUGGAGGUGUCUGCAAGGACCGAGUCAACGGCUUUAGCUGCACCUGCCCCUCGGGUUUCAGCGGCCCCACCUGUCAGCUGGACGUGGAUGAGUGCGCAAGCACCCCCUGCAGGAACGGGGCCAAGUGCGUGGACCACCCCGACAGCUAUGAGUGUCGCUGCGCCGAGGGCUUUGAGGGUACUCUGUGCCAGCACAACGUGGACGACUGCUCUCCUGACCCUUGCCACCACGGGCGCUGUGUGGACGGCAUUGCCAGCUUCUCUUGCGCCUGCGCCCCAGGCUACACGGGCACCCGCUGCGAGAGCCAGGUGGACGAAUGUCGCAGCCAGCCCUGCCGCCACGGGGGCAAAUGCCUGGACCUGGUGGACAAGUACCUCUGCCGCUGCCCUCCUGGAACCACAGGUGUGAACUGUGAAGUGAACGUUGAUGAUUGUGCCAGCAGCCCUUGCGUCUUUGGGGUGUGCCACGAUGGCAUCAACCGCUACGACUGUGUCUGUCAGCCUGGCUUCACAGGGCCCCUCUGCAACAUGGAGAUCAACGAGUGCGCAUCCAGCCCGUGUGGCGAGGGCAGCUCCUGCGUGGAUGGGGAAAACGGCUUCCGCUGCCUCUGCCCGCCGGGCUCCCUGCCUCCACUCUGCCUCCCUUCCAACCACCCCUGCGCCCACGAGCCUUGCGAUCACGGCAUCUGUCACGAUGCACCGAGCGGGUUCCGCUGCGUGUGUGAGCCCAGCUGGAGUGGCCCCCUUUGCAGCCAGAGCCUGUCCCCAGAUGCCUGUGAGUCCCAGCCCUGCCAGGCUGGUGGUACCUGCAUCAGUGAUGGAACGGGCUUCCGUUGCUCCUGUCCACCUGGGGUCCAGGGCCACCAGUGUGAGGUGUUGUCCCCUUGCACCCCAAACCUCUGUGAACAUGGGGGCCGCUGUGAGUCUGACCCUGGACAGCUGCCUGUUUGUUCCUGCACCCCUGGCUGGCAAGGCCCACGGUGCCAGGAGGACGUGGAUGAAUGUGCUGGUCCUUUACCCUGUGGUCCCCAUGGUACCUGCGUUAACCUGCCGGGGAGUUUCAGAUGUAACUGCCGUGGAGGGUACACUGGCCCCUCCUGUGAUCAGGACAUCGAUGACUGUGACCCCAACCCGUGUCUCAAUGGUGGUUCGUGCCAGGACAGCGUGGGCUCCUUCUCCUGUUCUUGCCUUCCUGGUUUCGUUGGUCCGCGCUGUGCCCAAGAUGUGGACGAGUGUCUGAGCAGCCCCUGUGGCCCUGGCACCUGUACCGACCACGUGGCCUCCUUCGCUUGUGCCUGCCCACCGGGCUACGGAGGCUUCCGUUGUGAGAAAGACCUGCCGGACUGCAGCCCCAGCUCCUGCUUCAACGGAGGGACCUGUGUGGACGGCGUGAACUCGUUCAGCUGUUUGUGUCGCCCGGGCUACGCGGGCGCCCACUGCCAAUAUGAGGCCAACCCUUGCCUCUCCCAGCCCUGUCUGCACGGGGCCGUUUGCAAGCCCACCCACCUGGGGUUUCGCUGCACCUGCCGGGAAGGCUUCACUGGGAGUCAGUGCCAGACUCCGGUGGACUGGUGUAACCAAAUGCCCUGCCAGAAUGGGGGCCGCUGCGUCCAGACUGGGGCCUACUGUGUUUGUCCCCCCGGGUGGAGUGGCCGCCACUGUGACAUCCAGAGCCUGCCCUGCAGGGAGGUCGCGGCCCAGAUGGGGGUGCGUUUGGAGCAGCUUUGUCACACAGGCGGACAGUGUGUAGAUGAGGGCGGCACCCACUACUGUGUGUGCCCACAAGGCCGUACGGGCAGCUACUGCGAGGAGGAGGUGGACCCCUGUGUGGCCCAGCCCUGUCAGCAUGGGGGUACAUGCCGUGACUACAUGGGGGGCUACGUGUGCGAGUGUCCAGCCGGUUACUACGGUGACAACUGUGAAGAUGAUGUGGAUGAGUGUGCCUCUCAGCCCUGCCAGAACGGGGGUUCCUGCAUCGACCUUGUGGCCCACUACCUCUGUUCUUGUCCCCCUGGGGCGCUGGGGGUGCUCUGUGAGAUCAAUGAGGACGACUGUGACCCCGGCCCGGCCCUGGACACCGGCACCCGGUGCUUACACAACGGCACUUGCGUGGACCUGCUGGGGGGCUUCCGCUGUAACUGCCCCCCAGGAUACACAGGCCGGCACUGCGAGGCGGACAUCAACGAGUGUCGCCCGGGCGCCUGCCACGCACCACACACCCGGGACUGCUUGCAGGACCCCGGGGGGCAUUUCCGCUGCCUCUGCCACGCUGGCUUCACAGGUGCCCGCUGUCAGACUGCCCUGUCGCCCUGUGACUCCAAGCCGUGCCAACACGGAGGGCAGUGCCGUCCCAGCCUGGGCCCGAGGGGCGGGCUCACCUUCACCUGCCACUGUGUCCAGCCGUUCUGGGGUGCUCGCUGCGAGCGGGUAGCACAUUCCUGCCGGGAGCUGCAGUGUCCGGUGGGUGUCCCGUGCCAGCAGACGUCCCGGGGUCCGCGUUGCGUCUGUCCCCCGGGGCUGUCAGGACCUUCCUGCCGGGCGUCCAGGACUCCAGCCCCCGGGGGGGUCGCCAACUCCAGCUGCGCGGCCGCCCCCUGUCUGCACGGGGGCGCCUGCCACGCCGUCGAGCUGCCCCCCUUCUUCAGCUGCGAGUGCACCCCGCGAUGGGCCGGCCUGCGUUGCGAGACCCUGGCGGUGGUCCCCGAGCAGGAGGAGGAGCAGCAGCAGGAGGAGGAGGAGGAGCAGCAGGAGGACGGGGAGGAGGAGCUGCGCUGUCCUCGAGCCUCCUGCCUGGCCAAGCGCGGGGACCUGCGCUGCGACCGCGAGUGCAACCGCCCGGGCUGCGGCUGGGACGGCGGCGACUGCUCGCUGAGCGUGGGCGACCCCUGGCGGCAGUGCGGGGCGCUGCAGUGCUGGCGCCUCUUCAACAACAGCCGCUGCGACCCGGCCUGCAGCUCGCCGGCCUGCCUCUACGACAACUUCGACUGCUCCCCGGGCGGCCGCGAGCGCGCCUGCAACCCGGUGUACGAGAAGUACUGCGCUGACCACUUCGCCGACGGCCGCUGUGACCAAGGCUGCAACUCGGAGGAGUGCGGCUGGGACGGGCUGGACUGCGCCGGCGAGGUGCCCGCGCUGCUGGCCAGGGGCGUCCUGGUGCUCACGGUGCUGCUGCCGCCCGAGGAGCUGCUGCGCUCCAGCGCCGACUUCCUGCAGAGGCUCAGCGCCAUCCUGCGCACCUCGCUGCGCUUCCGCCUGGACGCGCGGGGCCAGGCCAUGGUCUUCCCCUACCACCGGCCCAGUCCCGGUCCCGAACCCCGAGCCCGGCGAGAGCUGGGGCCCCCCGAGGUGAUCGGCUCCGUGGUCAUGCUAGAGAUUGACAACCGGCUCUGUCUGCAGUCACCGCAGAAUGACCACUGCUUCCCGGACGCCCAGAGCGCGGCUCAUUACCUGGGAGCCUUGUCGGCAGUGGAGCGCCUCGACUUCCCUUACCCUCUGCGGGAUGUGCGAGGGGAGUCCCUGGCGCCAUCCGAGCAGAACAUACCCUUACUGCCACUGACAGUGGCGGGUGCCAUCUUCCUCCUGGUCAUCCUCAUCCUGGGCGUCAUGGUGGCCCGGCGCAAACGCGAGCACAGCACCCUGUGGUUCCCCGAGGGAUUCGCGCUGCACAAGGACCUGACAGCCGGCCACAAGGGCCGGCGGGAGCCCUUGGGACAAGACGCACUGGGCAUGAAGAACAUGGCCAAGGGAGAGAGUCUGAUGGGGGACGUGGCCACCGACUGGAUGGAUACGGAGUGCCCAGAGGCCAAGCGACUGAAGGUCGAGGAGCCUGGCGUGGGCGCGGAGGAACCCGUGGAUUGCCGCCAGUGGACCCAGCACCACCUUGUUGCGGCUGACAUCCGGGUGGCACCAGCCAUGGCCCUGACCCCACCGCAGGGCGAUGCGGACGCUGAUGGCAUGGAUGUGAAUGUGCGGGGCCCAGAUGGCUUCACCCCGCUUAUGCUGGCUUCCUUCUGCGGGGGAGCCCUGGAGCCCGUGCCCACCGAGGAGGACGAAGCGGACGAGGCCUCGGCCAGCAUCAUAUCGGACCUGAUCUACCAGGGGGCACAGCUCGGCGCUCGCACUGACCGCACGGGCGAGACCGCCCUGCACCUGGCUGCCCGCUAUGCCCGGGCCGACGCUGCCAAGCGGCUGCUGGACGCCGGGGCAGACACCAACGCCCAGGACCACUCGGGCCGGACGCCCCUCCACACAGCUGUCACGGCUGAUGCCCAGGGCGUCUUCCAGAUUCUCAUCCGGAACCGCUCCACGGACCUGGAUGCCCGCAUGGCGGAUGGCUCCACGGCGCUGAUCCUGGCGGCCCGCCUGGCAGCGGAGGGCAUGGUGGAAGAGCUCAUUGCCAGCCACGCCGACGUCAACGCUGUGGACGAGCUGGGGAAAUCAGCUUUACACUGGGCUGCGGCUGUGAACAAUGUGGAGGCCGCCUUAGCCUUGCUGAGAAACGGAGCCAACAAGGACAUGCAGGACAGCAAGGAGGAGACCCCAUUGUUUCUGGCUGCCCGUGAGGGCAGCUUCGAGGCGGCCAAGCUGUUGCUGGACCAUUUUGCCAACCGAGAGAUCACCGAUCACCUGGACAGGCUGCCAAGGGAUGUGGCCCAGGAGCGGUUGCACCAGGACAUCGUGAGGUUGCUGGACCAGCCCAGUGGGCCCCGCAGCCCUCCUGGCUCCCAUGGGUUGGGUCCUCUGCUCUGCCCGCCUGGGGCCUUCCUCCCUGGCCUCAAGGUGGCACAGUCUGGAGCCAAGAAAAGCAGAAGACCCCCGGGGAAGGCUGGGCUGGGGCUACAGGGGACUCGGGGACGUGGCAAGAAAUUGACACUGGCUUGCCCUGGUCCCCUGGCUGAAAGCUCUGUCACGCUGUCACCUGUGGACUCACUGGACUCCCCGAGGCCCUUUGGUGGGCCCCCCGCUUCCCCUGGAGGCUUCCCCAUGGAGGGUCCCUACGUGGCAGCCACAGCCUCCACCGUGUCCUUGGCACAGCUUGGCACAGGCCGGGCAGGACCCCUGGGGCGUCAACCUACUGGGGGCUGCGUGCUCAAUCUUGGCCUGCUGAACCCUGUGGCUGUCCCCCUCGACUGGGCCCGGCUGCCUCCACCUGCGCCCCCGGGGCCCUCAUUCCUGCUGCCCCUGGCACCAGGAUCCCAGCUGCUCAGCCCGGGGACAGCUGUCUCUCCCCAGGAGCGGCCCCCACCCUACCUGGCAGCUCCAGGUCCUGGCAAGGAAUACCCUGCGGUGGGAGCCCAUGCCAGUCCCCCUAAACCCCGCUUCCUGAGGGUGCCCAGCGAGCACCCUUACCUGACCCCAUCCCCAGAAUCCCCAGAGCAAUGGGCCAGUCCGUCACCUCCUUCCCUCUCGGACUGGUCCGACUCCACACCCAGCCCAGCCAAUGCCGCGGGGGCCGCAGCUGCCGGGGCUCUGCCAGCUCAGAAACACCCCUUGUCUGUUAACUCCCUCCCCCCCACCCAGACCCAGCUGGGUCCCCAGCCCGAAGCCACUCCUAAGAGGCAGGUGUUGGCCUGAUGUUCCCGUUCCUGUGAUCGUGGAGGGGCCGAACACACACCCCUCUUGACUCCUCUCUCCUUCCUCUUAAAUCUUAUUCGUAUUCUCUCUCUCUCUCUUCUCUUGCUCUCUCUCUGUCCCUCUCAGAGGGCUGCACCUCCAACUUACAUUGUGACAAGUCAGUCACCAGCCCAGAGACUCUCCAUCUUCCUUUAUUUAUAACAGGUAGGGCUGACUUCCUACCCCAGGGCUGGAACCUCUUGGCCCGCUCUCUUUCCUCUAGCUUCCCUUCUCAUUUUCUUCUCUUUCUUCUGGCUUUUCUUUUCUCUCUUUCUUUCUUUCUUUUUUUAUCCACACUCUGACAUGAGUGAAUUAUUCUUUUCUUCUUCUUCUUCUUCUUUUUUUUUUUUUUUUACAUUUUGUAUAGAAACAAAUUCAUUUAAACAAACUUAUUAUUAUUAUUAUUAUUUUUUACAAAAUAUAUAUAUGGAGAUGCCCGUUCCCCCCACCCCGCAGAACCUCCCCCACCAAGUGCCCCCAUGGGGCUAAGUCUGUGGGCCCGUAUGGCCAAGCAGGAUUCUGUGUACUAGGUACACAGAAAGUACUGGGGUCCCGUGUACUGAGUACACGACCCUGGUAGGUACCAAGUAGCCACCCCUUGGGCACACCCCCUCCCCCUCCCUCACUUCACUGCAUUCCAGAUAAGAUGUGUAAGCUUGCCAGGAAAGGGUUCUUCUGACCCAAGAGCCUCCCGUCCUCCCAGAGCCUGGGUCACCUGCUUUGGGAAACUGGGGGGGGGGGGGGCAGCUGGUGGAACAGGGGAUCAGGAGAGACGCAUGCAUUCCAUUGUAUCGCUGUAAGGACAGGGCUGUGGGUGGGUGAAAGCCGGGAGGGUGGGUGACCCUCCCCCCCAAUCUGGUACUCCCCUGCUGCAGCCUCCUGACAGAAUCGAAGUAUUUUUAGGCUAUUUUUGUAAAGCAGCUUCUGGUCACCACCCCUGCGUAGCUGAGUUCCCAGGCCCUUCAUUGUAUAUCCCCAGCCCCCUCUCCACCUAAUAAACGGUCAGUUAACACUU
Molecule: messenger RNA, 8065 nt
Organism: Jaculus jaculus (lesser Egyptian jerboa)
Lineage: Eukaryota; Metazoa; Chordata; Mammalia; Rodentia; Dipodidae
Gene: Notch3
Product: notch receptor 3
Exons: 33
Coding region: 1-7011 (2336 amino acids)
Biological process (GO): Notch signaling pathway; multicellular organism development; regulation of developmental process
Cellular component (GO): membrane
Molecular function (GO): calcium ion binding; signaling receptor activity; Notch binding
Source: RefSeq, a predicted model, not a curated record